UGUGAAGUCAAGACUGUUUUGCUGACAUUUCAGUGGGAAAAUCACAUGUCGUAAAACAAGCCCCAGACAGAAAACCACUGCCAUAAAGAGAUCCAAAACUUCGUUCUCUACCGUUAGAGAGGUAGAACGUCGGUAAUAUCUUUCACUUUUAAAGAAUGAAUGCGAAAAAAAACAUCUUCACAGCGUAUGCUUGCCGAUGGAAGGGAUGACGUCAUCUUUGAUAUUCUGACUCGAGCAGUUUUGCUGCGGAGUCAAUGAUGAACGUCGCAAACAACAGGAUCAUGACCUCAACAGUUGACGCGUGAGGAGCAAAAUUCAGUUCUUUGCUCAAACACAGAGAGCCUCGAACAAUCCCACUCGUUGGAGAGGAACAGAGUAGCAUUUGCUUGUGGGGUGUGGGGUAUGUGGGAUACAUGGGCAACUUGGGAUGCUGGUCGGGAUGUCAAAGAAGCAAAGCAGUAUAUCCAAGCCGAGUGCCAGAAAUUGCCCACAAAGAGAUAUUUCAGACAGCAAAGUUAGAAUCGUUCAGUUAACGUGAUCCCGUUGAGAUUCAGAAAGAAUAGCAAAACACUUUGUCAUGGAAACGAAACCCAGUGAACCAACUGUUCCGGAUAAAAACAACAUUACUCCAGCUACAGAGCCAUUCAGGGCCCCAAAACGAGCUGAUAGAGAAAGUUGUUGGACGGCUCGAGAUGAAUAUUUCAAGUGUUUGGACAAAAACAACAUUAUCAACGCGAAGAAAGACGACGCGUUGGCUGCUGAGAAAUGUGGUCCACAAAAGGAAGGAUUCGAAACAUCGUGUGUGAAAGCUUGGGUGGAUUAUUUCCUCAAAUUCCGUGUUCAACAAGCGGAUCAAGAGUCUGCAUUUGGAACAACUUUGCAAAGCACAAACGCCACGAACGAUACAACUCAGGACUGAUUAACUGAUGAUUAUGAACAAACGAUGCUUGUGAGUGAAACACCGAGUAAUAAACGAAUAAUUAUGAGAUGAUGAACCCAAACGCAAGAGGAGUAGCAAACGCAACAUGCAUUUAUGAGAGGGAAGCUUGAUGUUUGUUCACCCGCCGUAUCCUUCAUUAGGCAGUUUAAAUUAAAGACGAAGGGAAUUUUCGAUGAAGGUAUUAGGUAGAACUCGGAAUGAUUAGUGAAAUGCCGGUAUGUUCAUAAUGCACGAAACGUAAUGUUUCUGGUUAAAGGUAUCAACGAGAUUAGUUUGCUUGUUGCAACCAAGGUAUCGACAGAACCUGCUCGACCGCCUUUUCAGUAGCGGGUGGAAUAGUCCGUGAAGACAUGGGAUUCGGUUCCACAAUGGCUUGAAGCGUAUGCACCAAGUCAACUGUUUUGUAAUGCGGAGGAUCACGAACUUGUGAAUUCACAAGCAUCGGAUACAGCACUUGCAGGUAUGCAUACUGCAGUGCAGAGGACUCGGGCGAUAAGUUAUUAAGUUCGCGAAUGCAUACGUCCAUGAGGACGUGCAAGUCGUUGGUGUAAAAGUACUCAUACGUCUCUGGUGUCGUGAAAAUAAGAAACAAUUGUUUUAAGAUUAGUAGUUGUACUCGGACAUCGUUUUCGCGAUUCAGCGUAAACACAAGGCCCUCACCAUACGACCGGGUAUCAAUGUUUGGAUUCAUUAAGGCAGCCAUAACCUUAUUGGCGUGGCCAUUCACAGAACCGGGAUCUUCAUUGGUGCGUAGACCGGCAAGCAUGAACUGCUCGUUUAAGCUGAGGAUCGCGAGGAUGCACAAGAUGAAAUGGUCCUCGAUUUCAUUUUCCUUGGCCAAAUCCACUUCAAGAAAAAGCGCCUCCAUAAAGAAAUCAGACACACUCUUUAAGUCCGGCAUAGAGAUUCGUUGUGUCCGGCACAAACGAACUAAAAGACAAAGUCCAUAGGGACAAGAGGAUUCCUCAUUCGUCUUGUUUAGCUUAAUUCUACGCACUAUGUGAUCGAUGAGCAAAGGGAAGAAACCCAUGUCAGCCAAAAAGUGCAAGCAUGCUGGAUCUUUCGAUGCAUCAACAAGGAAAAAAUAAAGCACAAAAUCCGAGCCAAAAAUAUUCUCAGACGCGAAAAGCGUUGCCAAUAAAGCACUUCUAAACACAUCUACAUUGUCCUUAAACGUAGCAGAAUUGCGUAUUUGCAGACAGCAGUCCAGCAGGUGUUCUUCCGAGGUCAGGAACGAGACUAUAUCAGCAAUUGUGUGUUAACAGACACGUUUCACGCGUUCAGAAUUUCAGAAAUACCUCCAUAAGCACAAAUAAAGCGAAUUAAAUUGUCUACAAGUCGAUUCAGCUGCUCUUUGGAAGAAACUCGUUGGUUUACUAUUUCAUCCACCUCUUGUUCAUGAUUAGCAGCAAUUGAUUAAGAAACAAACCGUCGCACCUGAUAAAAACUGCUUCUUGUCAUCUAUCUGGUAUAACACAUCGCUGAUUUCCAUGGAGAAUGGAGCUGAAUGUGUUACAGCAGGCGUGUUACUUCACGCGUCUAGUGCUAGGCGAAGGGACAGUACCGGCUCUCAGUGUAGUGCCCUACAUAGCAUCGCAAUCCGAUGCGGGGGAGUGGGGGCAAUUAUGAGCUGAGCAUUGCCUCAUCCCACUAUAAGUGGUCUGAGCGAAAGCGAAAGUGGACGGCAGCGUGGGAUAUCGUGGGGUAAAGAUAAAACUCGUUAGUGUACGUAGCAUUGUUGCGCGCAUCGUUAGG
Molecule: messenger RNA, 2695 nt
Organism: Schizosaccharomyces japonicus yFS275
Lineage: Eukaryota; Fungi; Ascomycota; Schizosaccharomycetes; Schizosaccharomycetales; Schizosaccharomycetaceae
Exons: 2
Coding region: 578-919 (113 amino acids)
Cellular component (GO): mitochondrion
Source: RefSeq, a predicted model, not a curated record